CCCGCUGACCCCUCGCCCAUGGCCAUUCCUUGCACCUCUGCCCUUUGCCCUUACGUAACAGGCAAUUAAUCAAUCCUGAAUAAUUAGCUAUUGUGCGGAGGCACAUGUAUAUAUUGCCCUGCGCCAGCCUGCUUGGCUCCCUCGCCACGCCAGCCCUGCCAUGUCUUACGCCCGCUGGCUGGGCAAGCUGCAAACCCGUUGCAGGAUUCGCAGCUGCCUCCUGCGGCAAUGCCUGGCCGAGUUUCUGGGCGUUUUUCUUUUAAUUGUCAUCACGCUCAGUGCGUCGGCUCAAAGUGUCACCAGCGAAGGGACCAAAGGCAAUUAUUUGAGCUCCUCUUUAGCCAGCGGAGUGGCCGUCAUGGUGGCUGUCCACGUCUCCGGGGGCGUCUCAGGAGGACACCUGAAUCCGGCCUUCUCGCUCUCCCUCUGCCUGCUGGCUCAGUUUCCCUGGUGGAAACUGCCUGUUUAUUUCCUCAUCCAAGUUUUGGGAGCGUUCACGGGGGCCGGCACGGUCUACAUCCUUUAUUACGACGCCAUCCACAGCUACAGCAAUGGGACCCUGAGGGUGACAGGACCCCGGGAGACGGCCUCCAUCUUUGCCACCUAUCCGGCCCCUUACCUGUCGAUGCCAAACGGGUUUUUUGACCAGGUGCUGGGCACCGGGGUCCUGGUGCUGGGCAUCCUGGCCAUGAUCGACGGCCGGAACAAGCGCAUCCCGCCCGGAUUGGACCCGCUGGCCGUGGGUCUCCUGGUCUUUGCCCUCAGCGUAGCCAUGGGCGCCAACAGCGGCUGCGCCAUCAACCCGGCCCGGGAUCUGGGGCCACGGCUCUUCACCUACGUGGCCGGGUGGGGUCCCCAGGUGUUCAGUGCCGGAGACUGCUGGUGGUGGGUUCCAAUCGCGGCCCCCAUGCUGGGGGCCAUGGUCGGGACGGUGAUUUAUCAAUUCGGCGUCGAGUUUCAUCACCCAGACGAUCCGACGGAGCGGGAAAAGUCGAUUUCGGAAAAACUGGACCUGGGCAGCGAGAAAGAGAUGGAGCUGCCGGUCUACGUGGUGAACACAUACGCCGAGUCGUGGAAAGGCGCCAGGCCGGAGUCCCACGGUGAAGCCCCCAAAUGACACUUCUGCCCAGGACGCUUCCUCCUUCCUUUCCCUUUGGGUGUAUUGGGUGGGGGGCACCUUCCUCAAUCUGGGAUGGAAAGGGGGUCUUUUGUAUUAAUCAAGACCUGGAAAAGGGACAUUGGGGGCAUCGGCGGUGAGUGAAACGGACGCCGGCUAUCUGAGAAAGGACCCACGGGUAGAAGCCACCGUUCCAUUGUGUGCCAAAACACAAGCAGGGCGUUUUUGGUGGUGGCCCCUUCUCUGCUUACAAACCAGCCAGAAUUAUUUCCCUUGUCCUCUUUUGGGUAGUAUAAAGGGAGCAGCUGAGCCCCCCCAAGUCCAUUUCACAGAUCGUGGCACAGCCAGAGCGUAGCCAUGGGGGGCAAAAUUGUGCAGGGCUUUUACACGUUAGACAAUUUGGCAGGUUGUUUAAGGACUCUUUUCUUUCCCGCGCUCGGAAAAGGCCGGAUAAUCCGGAUCAUCGGGAUGGUAAAAACGUUGCCUCUUUCUCAUGCAACUCUGGAGGUCUCGGCUAAGGAUCUUUGGUGUGUCAAAAAAAUAAAUUAUUUAUUUUCA
Molecule: messenger RNA, 1675 nt
Organism: Crotalus tigris (Tiger rattlesnake)
Lineage: Eukaryota; Metazoa; Chordata; Lepidosauria; Squamata; Viperidae
Gene: AQP10
Product: aquaporin 10
Exons: 6
Coding region: 161-1117 (318 amino acids)
Biological process (GO): water transport; glycerol transmembrane transport
Cellular component (GO): basolateral plasma membrane; plasma membrane
Molecular function (GO): glycerol channel activity; water channel activity; urea transmembrane transporter activity
Source: RefSeq, a predicted model, not a curated record